Arabidopsis thaliana (thale cress) is the source of this 305-nucleotide messenger RNA. RefSeq lists its product as uncharacterized. The coding region runs from base 84 to 305 and encodes 73 amino acids. NCBI's taxonomy places the organism in Eukaryota, Viridiplantae, Streptophyta, Magnoliopsida, Brassicales, Brassicaceae. The transcript has 2 exons. The record is from RefSeq and is marked reviewed.
AUCGCAUAGUCUCAGAAAUAAGACGAGGUGUAGACAAUGUCUUUUGUCCUAACUGGGGUUGUAGAAAAUACAUAUCACACACUAUGUUAAAGCUUCAUCUCUCCGAAGAGGAACGAGUUAUCUUUGCUUCCAAUCUUGUUGCUAGUAAAAAAAGGUUUACCAAAAUGGAGAAGGGCCGCUUUGGGAACUUUCUCGAUAAUGCUAAAAUCAUAUCACACAUUAUCAACCCGUGUUUGUAUGAUGUUGAGGAUGCAACUGGUUAUUUCUUAUACUCCUUUACCCUCAACGAUGAACGUCCAAAGUAA